Lithohypha guttulata is the source of this 2295-nucleotide messenger RNA. RefSeq lists its product as uncharacterized. The transcript is spliced from 2 exons. Lineage: Eukaryota; Fungi; Ascomycota; Eurotiomycetes; Chaetothyriales; Trichomeriaceae. The coding region runs from base 1 to 2295 and encodes 764 amino acids. Gene Ontology annotation, biological process: proteolysis. The record is from RefSeq and is a predicted model, not a curated record. Gene Ontology annotation, molecular function: serine-type endopeptidase activity.
AUGACAAUUAGGACCCUUAAGAAGUUCGGCCCGGAGCAACUUCUUACUGCUCCACGGCGUACACCAGGAUUCCCUAGUCCUGAUGGACGUAAAUUUGUCUUUACACAAUCUCUAUACUCAUUCGAUUCCCAUAGCAAGACAUCAGAGAUUGUAGUGUUUGAUUUCGAUACUGGUGAACAAAAAGUCGUUAGUACCGAUGUCAAGGCGAGUGAGCCACGAUGGGUUGGUGAAGGUAGUCAGCUUGUGUGGCUAAAGGAGGGCGAGAAUGGCAAUACAAGCUUUAUUGUAGCUGACAUCAACUCACCUGGCAAGACCUAUACAGCUGGCACAGUCGCUGGUCCUGUUACGAACCUGAAGCUGUACUCCAUCGAACCUGGAAUGGUAGCUGUAGCUGUCGCUGGUAAAGCGAACACAGAUGGCAGCCUGCACAAUCCAAAGGACACGCCGAAGUCAUACACAACAGCAAAGCUGUAUGAUGCUACAUUUGUGCGGCAUUGGGACAGUUAUGUUACCAAAGAGCGAAAUUCGAUCUUUACUGCAGUCCUCAAAAGAGCGCCAGCUCGUGUGCACGGUCGAGAGGGAAGAUAUGACCUUGUUGGCUUCACUAAUGCUCUCAAGGGAACAGGUUUAGAGUGUCCCAUACCACCCUUUGGUGGAACAGAUCACUUCGAUGUUGGCCGCGAAGGACUGAUUAUCGUUGCGAAAGAUCCUGACUUGAAUCCAGCUACUCAUACCAAAUGUGAUGCUUACUGGGUCCCCAAAAAGGACCUUAUGGACUUGAGUGAGCCGAGACCUCACAAAAUCUCUGUUCCUGGCUACGAAGGCGCGGCCAGUUCACCUGUCUUUGCCUCUGACGGUAGUUUCGCAUUUCUCAAGAUGCAAGAGGACGGCUACGAGGCUGACAAGAACCAUAUUGUACAUGCUUCAGUCAAGCAGUCGAUUUCGUCCGAAGUGCCCGAGUUCACUACUCGCAUAUUUGAGUCUCAGGAUCACAUUCUGGACAUUCCACAACACGAGUUCUGGUCGCUCAGUCCAUCAGCCCUGCUCUGGUCGCCUGAUAUGCAAUACCUCUAUAUUCAUGCAGAGCACCAUGGUGCAGGCUGUCUGUUUGCUCUUGAAUUGGGUUCAGAAACGAACAGUAAAUCUGACAGUGUCUACCAACUUACUGACAAAAACUAUAUCCUCGAAGCCAUACCAGUGCCCAAAACUCCAUAUUUGCUUGUGACAAGCAACAGCCUUGUUGAUAAUAGCUUGUUUUAUCUUCUGAGUACAAACCACCACGAUCAACAUGGGCGAAAGUCAGCUGUUCCGAUUCAAGACACGCUCAUGGUAAUCACGCUUGGUCCUCCUUCGUCAGCAACCCCACCAAUUCCGACUCAAUUCAUCUCAUCUUGCUCUUUCUCACACACAAAAUUUGGUCUUUCACCAUCCCAAGUGUCACACCUCUGGUGGAAAGGCGACAAAGAUCAUCCUGUCCAUGCUCUCAUGAUGCGACCAAGCACAUUUGACCCCAACAAGAAAUACCCACUAGCCUAUCUAAUCCACGGCGGCCCCCAAGGCGCUUGGAACGACCAAUGGAGCACGCGAUGGAACCCAGCACUCUUUGCAGAACAAGGCUACAUAGUCAUCGCACCCAAUCCCACAGGCAGCACCGGCUACGGCCAACCUUUCACCGACGCCAUCAAAGAAAACUGGGGCGGCAGUCCCUACAUCGACCUAGAAAAAGGCAUCACAUACAUUGAAGGGAAUCUCUCCUUCAUCGACACCUCGCGCAUGGUCGCGCUCGGCGCCAGCUACGGCGGCUACAUGAUGAACUGGUUCCAGGGGCAUCCUCUCGGCCGCAAAUUCCGAGCUCUCGUCUGCCAUGACGGCGUCUUCAGCAUGAUGGGCCAACUCGCUAGUGAAGAGCAGUAUUUCCCCAUCCACGAUAUGGGCGGUACUAUAUGGGAUAAACCCGAGUAUUACAGGAAAUGGGAUCCUGCUAGCCCAGAACUUCUUAAGGAAUGGAGCACGCCUAUGCUGGUUAUACAUAAUGAUCUUGAUUACCGAUUGACGGUGUCUGAGGGUUUGAGCGCAUUCAAUGUGCUUCAGAACAAGGGCGUUGAGAGCAGGUUUUUGACGUUUAGCGAUGAGGGUCAUUGGGUGUUGAACCCGGAGAAUAGCUUGGUUUGGUGUCUUGUUGUGCUGAAUUGGUGUAAUAAGUUUGUUGGGUUGCCUGUUGUUAAGGAUAGUACUGGGAGGACGGGGGAUGAGUUUUGUAGGCAGGGACGGAGGAAGGAGCCUAGUGAGAAGUGA